Hippocampus comes (tiger tail seahorse) is the source of this 3904-nucleotide messenger RNA. Its product is annotated as zinc finger protein 569-like. The coding region runs from base 163 to 3171 and encodes 1002 amino acids. NCBI's taxonomy places the organism in Eukaryota, Metazoa, Chordata, Actinopteri, Syngnathiformes, Syngnathidae. Gene Ontology annotation, cellular component: nucleus. Gene Ontology annotation, biological process: regulation of gene expression. The record is from RefSeq and is a predicted model, not a curated record. The transcript is spliced from 5 exons.
UUUCCCUUUGAAUUGUGUAGGCUUGUUCUCUUCAUGGCAUUUGGUCUUCAACAUUGCCAAACCUUUUUAGAUUGAAUAACACACAAUAUCAAAGUCACAUUUUGUUUUCUCACUGAAGAUCAUCCAAGUUCCGAGGAGCAGCAGGAGCCGGAGUGCGUCCAAAUGAAGGAGGAAGAGCAGGAGGAGGAAAUCGGCAAGUUUCCAUUGACUGGAGUCAGCGUGAAGAGUGAACUCGUCGAUGCAGGAUCCCAGGCGGACGGCCUCCUCCCGCCACUUUCAGACGGGGACGCCACAGCAUCCCGCUCUUCUGACACUGGCAGUGACGACGAUGACGACGAACACGCUCAAGACCUCAAUGAAGAAGAGCACUCAAGGGGAACAUUUAAAUGCACACGCAAGCAGCAGGAGCCAGCGUAUGGCCAAAUUAAAGAGGAGGAGCAGGAGGAGGAGCGUGAGUGCCCUUACGUUAAAGAAGAAGAGCAGGAAGAUGAAAUCAGCAAGAUUCCAUUGACUGGAGUCAUUGUGAAGAGUGACGAAGCUGAUGGGGACCAGGAUGGGCCAUCCCAAUCGGACAGCCUCUUAGCUCCACUUUCAGAUGGUGAUGACGUGACGUCACGCUCUUCUGACACUGGCGGUGACGACGACGAUGAUGAUGAACACGUUACAGACCUCAAUGAAGAAGAGCACUCAAGGGGAACAUUUAAAUGCACACGCAAGCAGCAGGAGCCAGCAUAUGGCCAAAUUAAAGAGGAGGAGCAGGAGGAGGAGCGUGAGUGCCCUUACGUUAAAGAAGAAGAGCAGGAAGAUGAAAUCAGCAAGAUUCCAUUGACUGGAGUCAUUGUGAAGAGUGACGAAGAUGAUGGGGACCAGGAUGGGCGAUCCCAAUCGGACAGCCUCUUAGCUCCACUUUCAGAUGGUGAUGACGUGACGUCACGCUCUUCUGACACUGGCGGUGACGACGACGAUGAUGAUGAACACGUUACAGACCUCAAUGAAGAAGAGCACUCAAGGGGAACAUUUAAAUGCACACGCAAGCAGCAGGAGCCAGCGUAUGGCCAAAUUAAAGAGGAGGAGCAGGAGGAGGAGCGUGAGUGCCCUUACGUUAAAGAAGAAGAGCAGGAAGAUGAAAUCAGCAAGAUUCCAUUGACUGGAGUCAUUGUGAAGAGUGACGAAGAUGAUGGGGACCAGGAUGGGCGAUCCCAAUCGGACAGCCUCUUAGCUCCACUUUCAGAUGGUGAUGACGUGACGUCACGCUCUUCUGACACUGGCGGUGACGACGACGAUGAUGAUGAACACGUUACAGACCUCAAUGAAGAAGAGCACUCAAGGGGAACAUUUAAAUGCACACGCAAGCAGCAGGAGCCAGCGUAUGGCCAAAUUAAAGAGGAGGAGCAGGAGGAGGAGCGUGAGUGCCCUUACGUUAAAGAAGAAGAGCAGGAAGAUGAAAUCAGCAAGAUUCCAUUGACUGGAGUCAUUGUGAAGAGUGACGAAGCUGAUGGGGACCAGGAUGGGCCAUCCCAAUCGGACAGCCUCUUAGCUCCACUUUCAGAUGGUGAUGACGUGACGUCACGCUCUUCUGACACUGGCGGUGACGACGACGAUGAUGAUGAACACGUUACAGGUGAUAUGACACGUCAUGCUGACAACAAACGAGUGAAAUGUUCUCAGUGUGAAAAAACGUUUGUCAGCAAGUCAUCCUUAACAAUACACACAAGAACACACUCUGGAGAAAAACCUUUUGCCUGCUCCGCUUGUGGUAAAAGGUUCACUCAUAAGGGACAUUUAAAAAUUCACACAAGAACUCACACUGGGGAAAAACCUUUUGUGUGCUCAGAUUGCGGUAAAGCAUUUUCUGUAAAGACCAGCUUAACACUGCACAUUAGGACGCAUACUGGCGAGAAACCUUUUGUCUGCUUGGCUUGUGGGAAAAGAUUCAUUGACAAAGGACAUUUGACAGCGCACACAAUAACGCACACCGGAGAAAAACCCUUUGCCUGCUCAGUAUGUGGCAAAGGCUUUUCUGUCAAAGGAGAAUUGAAAAUCCACGCGAGAACGCACACUGGGGAAAAACCCUUUGCCUGCUCAGUUUGCGGGACAAGAUUCAGGCAGAAGGGCCAUUUGAAAGCGCACCGAAGAACACACACUGGAGAAAAACCUUUUCCCUGCUCCGUUUGUGAAAAAAGAUUCACUCAAAAGAGACUUUUAAUAGUACACACAAGAACGCACACUGGGGAAAAUCCUUUUACCUGCUCGGGCUGUGAAAAAAGCUUCUCUCAAAAGAGGCUCUUAAUAGCCCACAGAACAAUUCACACUGGAGAAAAUCCUUUUGGUUGCUCAGUUUGUGGUAAAACAUUUUCUCGGCGGGAAGAUUUAACCAGGCACACGAGAACGCACUCUGGAGAAAAACCGUUUGCCUGCUCGGUUUGUGGUCAAAGAUUUUCUCGAAAGGAUCGGUUAACAAGGCACGCAAGAACACACUCGGGCGAAAAAGCUUUCGCCUGCUCGGUUUGUGGCAAAACCUUUUCCACCAAGGAAGAUUUAACGAGGCACACAAGAACACAUUCUGGAGAAAAACCUUUUGCUUGUUCGCUUUGUGCUAAAACCUUCUCUGCAAAGGGCAACUUGAGAAAGCACGCCAGAACACACUCUGGAGAAAAACCUUUUGCCUGCUUAGUUUGUGGGAAGAGAUUCUCUGUCAAGAAAAGCCUAGCAAUGCACACAAGGACACACACAGGAGAGUAUCCUUUUGCCUGCUUAGUGUGUGAUAAAAGAUUCGUUCAAGAGGAACAUUUAAUCCAACACACAAGAAAACACACCGGAGAAAAAUCUUUUGCCUGCUCCGUGUGUGGCAAAAGAUUCAACGAUAAGGGGCAUUUAGCCGCACACAGCCGAACACACACCGGAGAGAAACCCUUUGCCUGCUCUGUUUGUGAGGUACAGUUCAGACAGAAGGGCCAUUUAAAAGCACACAGAAAGACACACACUGGGGAGAAACCUUUUCCCUGCUCGGUUUGCGGGAAAAGAUUCACUCGGAACUCGGAUUUGACGAGGCACACCAAAACACACAGCGGCGAGAAAGCCUUUAGUUGCAGUCUGUGUGACAAAAGAUUCUCUCGCAAGGAUCAGGUCAAGUUGCACAAGUGCACUCGUGAGAAGAGCACUCGUGACUAACGUGUAUUCGGGACAGAUUUUUGGGGGUCUCUUUUUCAGGCCACAAACAUAAACGAGUAGUUAACGUGUAUCUUUUUGCCCACGUUUGGUCUGAGUCUGCUUAGCUUUCAUUGCACUGUCGAGCCUUCCUCCAGCGAUGUCUGCAACUUCAAUACACGAUAGGCACAACGGUUACAUGAUCUCUCAAUGCUCUGAGCUCAACUCCGCCAGUAUUGCAUGACUGUGUGUGUGGGUGUGGGUUUUCUGGGGGGUCGGGGGGGAUCUUCUGAAGGUUAACAAUAUGUACUGACUCAAAGUAUAAUCUGAGAGAAUUCUGCAUUGUCCGCCACUGCUCAGUUGUUAAUCAGGAUUAAAAAAAAAUCCCAAGGCUCGGUAUCGGGACCAUUGAGAUGCUCAUUUUCGAUGAACAGUCGCUGGAAUAAGUGCAGAUGACGCCAUGAUUUAUUGCUCUUCAUCUUCAAUCACGAAGGCAGGCAUUUUGACUUUUGACAAACUACUUUUAAUGUAAUCCAGUCCCGCUUGUAUGUUACAUUGCUUUAGAACACAGACAACACCAAGAUGGUGGUUUCCUCUCAUACCAAGGUGCCACCACAGGAAAACCUGUAGAGCAGGUUUUGAAAGUACAAAUACCGCACUUGGGUUUUGUCCCAUGAGGAGCUUUGAUUGAAAGCUCAAAAAAUGUGGUGACAGAACUGAAGGUGGAGCUUGGGCUCCUUUUCCCGAAAUUGAUCUG